UUGACCUGGUUAAAAUUGUCAAGAUUAUACUCCCGGUAUCUUGAGGCUAAAUUUUCCGUCGUAAAAGAUAGAUAUACCAGCAAAAAAGAUCCUUUAUUCUUAACGGUGAGUGAGUACCAAUUGUCGAAGAGAAAAUCUAUUGAAUCACAAGAUAUAUCGAGAUCUACUGAAGCGUCAUAUGGACGAGAAAUCUCCAAUUCAGUGGGGGCCUGGCGGGGUUGAUUGAUACCCAAGAAGGAGUCCAGUACAGCUCAUAUACACUCAUACAAAAACAUACACUCAUCUAUUGGUUUCUGAAAGUUUAGAUACAUGUCAGUAGAUCGAGUGCUACAUACCUAGCUACACAACCCAAAAGCCCUAAAGCUUCGUCAUCACUAUUACGACGCACAUUCGCCAGAGCAUUAGGCACCUAUAUAUCGAAAAGCAAGCAAGCACGUGCCCAACCCCCUAUCAAUACUUCGAAUACGCGGAUAACUUCCACUCCUCGGCCCAACCAUGUCACCCAAAACUAUAACCGUAAUCGGAUCCCUCAAUAUCGAUCUCGUAACGCUUACGCCCCGCGUUCCGGAUGGCGGCGAAACCUUAACCGCUACAUCUUUUAGCACUGGUCCUGGCGGAAAAGGUGCCAAUCAAGCUGUAGCAUGCGCUCGCCUUUCAAGACCUAAUCCCGCUUCCACUCCAUCUUUUGAUAGUGAUGUUUUGGUCAAAAUGAUAGGUGCUGUUGGGGACGAUGAGUAUGUAUUUAUCUUUCAAAAAUUCCCGUAACAAUUUCUUUAUUCAAAAUCUAUCAGUGGUUCUAUUCUGCAAAGUAUACAUCAUGUCUUUCAAGUCAAGGACUCGUGGUAUAGUCCUCACAUCUGCCUAUUUCGCAAUACAAGUGAUACCCAUGUCAUUUAAGUCAAGGACUUGUGGUAUAAUUCUCACUUCUGCCUAUUUCGCAUGCAAGUGUAUUGCACCAAUCAAACAUUCAUAUAUUUCUAAUCAUCUAAAGUACAAAACAUGGCACAUUAAUUCCACUCCAACAAUCCACUCAUCAAAACAACAAAAACUAAAACCCUCUAAGAUUCGGACCAUCCCUCAUCUCCUCUCUCAAGUCUUCCCUUAUCGACACAACCUCCGUCCAAACCAUCCCAAACCAAUCGACCGGCGUAGCAGUAAUCCUCGUCGAAUCCUCCAGCGGCGAAAACCGCAUCCUCUUCUCCCCCGGCGCCAACCACGUGAGUCCACCUAUCUUUUCAUCUCCCACGACUCCCCCCAUCCAUUCCCAUCCCCAUUCCACCAACUAAUCACUAAUCACUAACCCCAAACCACCCAUCAGUCCCUAAACCCCCCAGACUUCACCCACCUCACCUCCCUCGGAAUUCCACACCCAACCCUCCUAAUCCUCCAACUCGAGAUCCCCCUCCCAACCAUCCUCCAAAUCCUCACCACCGCCUCCCGCAACCAAAUCCCCGUUCUCCUCAACCCCGCGCCGGCGCAAAACUCCCCCUCAGCCUACCCCUCCAUAACCCACCUAAUCCUCAACGAAACCGAAGCCGCAAUCCUAACCUCCCGUCACAUCUCCUCCGUCACCUCUCCUACCUUCAAUUGGCGCACUGUUACUUCCGAAUUUUUAACCCUCGGUUGCAAAACUGUUAUUAUAACGCUUGGAGCUAAAGGCGCGAUAUUCGCUACGGGGGAUACGUAUGAACAUGUUCCUGCGGAGAAAAAUGUACAGGUAGUUGAUACGACAGCUGCUGGUGACACAUUUGUAGGAGCUUAUGCUGUUGAGUUAGUGCGGAAUGGAGAUGCUGAUGCAGAUGCUAUGCUAGCUGCUGUAGCGAAAGCAUGUAAGGCGGCUGCGCGAACUGUGGAGAAAGAAGGGGCUCAGAGUGCUAUCCCUUGGGCUGAUGAAGUGGAGAGAUCGAUCUUGUAAAGCUAAUAUUAAAUGUGGAUAUUUUGAUUUACAAAUGAUACUGUUUCAUUGGCAUGUAUA
Sclerotinia trifoliorum is the source of this 1975-nucleotide messenger RNA. Lineage: Eukaryota; Fungi; Ascomycota; Leotiomycetes; Helotiales; Sclerotiniaceae. The record is from the annotation of a GenBank genome assembly.